AUGACUAAUUAUAUGGAGGUAGUGCCAUCGACACCGUGCACCAGCGUAACACCACGUGCUAGUACUUCGGAAAUGUGCACAAAAGUUUCUUCUGAACGUAAUGAAUUGACAAGUUUGCUUCUGAAUAUCCUAGUCACCACGAACAUUUCACAAGCAGACGCUAACAGAAUCUUGGAGAUCUUCCGUGUGAAAUUGUCUCAACUUCCAACAACUGUUAGAAGUGUACUGAUAAUGUGUGACUCUUGCAAGUCAAGACUACUUGGAGAAGGAAUGUAUUGCCACAUCGGUCUCAAAAGAUGUUUGCAGCACUACAUGGAGAUGUCGUCUGUGAUUGAAAUUCCCAGCAACAUGAUUGACCUGCAGUUGAAUGUCGACGGUUUGUCCAUCUCGAAGUCUUCUAACCAGCAGUUAUGGCCCCUGUUAGGUAGGAUUACGGCACCGUUUUAA
This is a messenger RNA of Trichobilharzia regenti, 447 nucleotides long. Lineage: Eukaryota; Metazoa; Platyhelminthes; Trematoda; Strigeidida; Schistosomatidae. The record is from the annotation of a GenBank genome assembly.